AUGGACUCUUAAUAUGAGGAGGGAGAAAUAAUAACUCAAAAGAGUGAUUAAUUAGAACCCAUAAAUAGUGAAUCCUCUUUGCGUUCUCUUGUAAAUCUUUUUAUAAACAUUUAGAGUGAUACAAAUGGUGAUGAAAGAGUAUGUAAAUUAUAAUAAGAAAAAUUAUGUUCUUUUUCUUAUGUUUGUGCCAUUUAUAACUUCUUAGGUCAUUGUACUCAAGUUGGUUGCAAGUAUUAUAAUUCAUAACUUUAAGGAAAAGGCAUAUAUUAUUAUAGGAUGGAUUAGAAUAAUUUUUUUAAGAAAAUAUCCAAUUAUUAACUUAAUUGAUCAAUAACGGGGAAAAAAUUAGAGUUCCUUAUGAGAAGCUUUUAAAUUAAUAAAAUAACAAUAAAAAACCCUAGCUAAUCAAACCUUAGGUUAUGACAAAUUAUAAUCAAGAACUCUGUGAAAAAUAUAAAAGAGCUUUAACUCUUCAAUUGAGAAAAGAUAUUGAUAAAAUGCAAGAUAAACUCAAAACCAUUUGUUAUCUUAAGAAAUGGGUGAGACACAAUUUUGUCGAUGCCAGAGAUUUUAACGAAUUGUAUUAUUCUCUAAAUGCAACAUAAUAAAUACAUUUUAUGAACUUUUUUAAAGUUCUUGAAUUAUAACCAUCCUCAUUUCAAUGA
Messenger RNA from Paramecium pentaurelia, 665 nucleotides. NCBI's taxonomy places the organism in Eukaryota, Ciliophora, Oligohymenophorea, Peniculida, Parameciidae. The record is from the annotation of a GenBank genome assembly.